Molecule: messenger RNA, 3291 nt
Organism: Bicyclus anynana (squinting bush brown)
Lineage: Eukaryota; Metazoa; Arthropoda; Insecta; Lepidoptera; Nymphalidae
Product: mitochondrial glycine transporter
Exons: 6
Coding region: 831-1709 (292 amino acids)
Biological process (GO): glycine import into mitochondrion
Cellular component (GO): mitochondrial inner membrane; mitochondrion
Molecular function (GO): glycine transmembrane transporter activity
Source: RefSeq, a predicted model, not a curated record
UCGCAACUAUUUAUAAUGAUCUUACGGAACCCUCGGUGAGCGACUCUGACUCGCACUUGUCCGGUUUUUUCAUUUAUUCCAGAAACUUUCAAUGACCUUAGCAGGAUGUAGAUAACAGUUAGUAUGCCUAUAAUGAUAUGCUUUUAACGAAACGACCAAGUAGGUAAGUAACAGUACGUACUAAUUGUUCGCAAGCUUAUUUAUUCAUACAUCAUACCCCCUAGUUAGCCCGGCACGGACAGCUUUAUCGUCGGGUCGUCGUGACCCCAGCCCCCGAUCACCCGAGACUGUUGUCUACAACCGAUAACGCCAACUAUAAAUUACCCAAGUUUAUCAGAACACUGCUUAUUUGUAACCAUUCAGUGUUCGAAUCUGUAGCGAGACGCACGCUUCUCUGCUGCCAUCCCAACUGAUUAUCCUUCGGUCUUUAUUUCAAGUUUAUCAGUUUUUCUAAAUGGCUAAAUUCGUGAAUAACUGUGACUUCCUUUCCCCCAACUAGUUCUCAUUUUGUGUUUCGUAAUAUCAAAGGCUUCCCAGCCCUUUGGUUACGUGGACUGUAUUCGUUUAAGAUUCCACUUGUCUGCAUACAUGCAUCAAUUUUUGAACGUGAUCAUCCAAAAAAUGACCAUUACCUUAAUGUACAGAGUGAACCCGAUUUACUAUUCCGACUACUCAGAUACGAUCUAGGGCUACAUCUGAAACUAUUUCAGAUAAAAUAUUGUUUUUGCCAUUGGCUCUAUCAUUUCGAAUACUACAAAUUCGGAGUCUAUCCAAAAGACAUCACUUGACUAUUGCUAUUUUAAAGUUACCAGAAAGGCUACUUUGAGAAAAUGGACAUCGUUGCUAACUACCACCCGGUGUUCAAAGCGUUCCUGGCGGGUUCGUUUUCGGGCACGUUCAGUACGAUACUGUUCCAACCCUUGGACUUGGUGAAGACCAGGCUGCAGAACCCAGGGCAUCAUGUUGUUGCGGCAGUCAACAGCCGAAUCCAACCCGGCAUGAUCACGAUAUUCGUGAACAUAGUGCGCCAGGAGCAGAUAGUGGGGCUGUGGCGCGGCAUGGUGCCGUCGGUGGCGCGCUGCGUGCCCGGCGUGGGGCUGUACUUCUCCUCGCUGCACUGGCUGAAGAGCAAGCGAGGCAAAGGCCGCCAGGAGCUAGGCGCCAUGGAGGCGGUCGCGCUGGGCGUUGUUGCCAGGACUAUGAGCGGUGUCGCGUUGAUACCUAUCACUGUCAUUAAAACCAGAUACGAGUCAGGAGUGUACAAAUACAACAGUCUGGGCGGUGCUCUGAAGGCGAUAUACAAGGCGGAAGGCAUCCGAGGCCUAUCCUGCGGCCUGGGGCCCACUCUGGCGAGGGACGCGCCCUUCUCGGGGCUCUACCUUAUGUUUUACUCGCAGACUAAACAGGCUGUUCCGAAAGAAUACCUGCAGUCGCCGGCGACGGCCAGCUUGGUGCACUUCUCGUGCGGCAUAGUGGCCGGCAUCGCCGCCUCGCUCGCCACCAACCCGGCCGACGUGCUGAAGACCAACAUGCAGCUGUACCCCGACAAGUUCCCAAGCGCCUUCAGCGCCGCCGUCUAUGUGCAACAGACAUACGGUUUAAAAGGAUACUUCAAAGGCGCAGUACCGCGAAUGCUCCGCAGGACUCUUAUGGCGGCAAUGGCUUGGACAGUGUUUGAAGAAAUAACUCGUUCCAUCGGGUUGAAAUAGUCGAGUAUCAAGCAAGUGAAUGCAAUGUUUGAUAUGAAUAAUCUACCAUUGCUUGGGCUGUCUAGGCCCAUAGAUAAAAUGAUGUAGCUAGAAGAGUUAAGAUUUAUUUAUCUCGUUUUUAAUUUUUAAAAAAUCUCGAAAUUUAGUGACAUAUGUCUUAAUUACGUGAAACUGUUAAUAGCUUUUUCAGACUAGUUUAGAUUGAUAAUUUUCUCCAACUUGCCAGGAAUAUCUAAAUCAGGAAUAAUGUGAAGACUAAUCGACAAAUUUUAAAUGGAUAACAGUUUAGUUAACUACCGAAUAUUCGGCCAACCUUCUAGCCGGAUACUCUGAUAUUCGACCAACCUUCUAGCCGAAUAUCCUGAUAUUCAACCAACCUUCUAGCUGGAUAUCGGGAUAUUUGACUAACUUUCUAGCUGGAUAUCCAGAUAUUCGACCAAUUUUCUAGCUGGAUAUCCAGAUAUUCCAUCAACCUUCCAGCCGAAUAUCCAGAUAUUCGACCAACCUUCUAGUUGGAUAUCCAGCUAUUCGGCCGCCAAUGUCCGACGAAACAUUGCCAUAAUUCUAGUUGUCGAAUUAAUAUUAGUAAUUUGUAAUAUUAUGAUUACUAAUUUUAUUUCUCAAUUAAUUAAUCACAUAAAAUAUGUAUUUUUGAAUCCGUGUUUUGCCAGACAGGCUGUAGUUAUUCAAUAUUGUAUCAUCUGGCCAGAUAUAUGUCCGUCCGUCCGAAUAUCCGUUUCAGCUCUACUAAACGAUAGAAUUGUAAGAAGAAUGAUAAAUAUAUGUAAAACUUUUGUAAAUUAUUUAAAAAGACCUAUUGUAAAUAUUCACUAGUAUGUUGAAGUUUUAAUGAAACUUUCUUUCACAUGAAAUGUUCCAGCAAUGACUGUUCUUUGGGAAAAAACAUCUGAUUUCCAAAACGGACGGUUCUGUCUGGCUGUGUCAUUGACCUCUUAUGAUAAAAGGACGCACAAUCAUGUAAAAAAUUUCACUUGAAAACUGGCCAAUUUUGCUUUGACAAUUUCUGAAUUAUUGGUAAAGAAAAUUAUACCUAAAGGCCUUUAAAUAUAGUUCAAUAUUCAAUAUCCCAAAUUCAUCCUUAAGCAUUGAGUUUUAGGUUGAAUUUUCAAAUGUGACUACUUGUACUGAGUGCCAAGAAGUUGUGCUUGGCACUCAUUGAGUGGGGACGUUUUUUGGUCGCUGAUUGUGCAUCCACUUUUUAAUAGGAGAUUGAUGGGCUUUGUGUCUGUUUUUUAUAAUAAUUAUGUAUUCUGGCAUUUUGGAAGAAAAAUAUUGAAUGACAAUUGCUCAAAGAGCAUUAGUUGUAUUGGUUAAAGUGUUCCUUUAUCUAUGUUGGUUUUGUUAUCUAUAUUUGUAAUUGUCCUAUUUUAUUUAUGUAGUUUACUUUUAUCUUUGUUUAAUGUAUUUUUUCUGUUAUUCAUAUCGAGUUUAAACAUCGUGUAGUUUUAGUAUAGUAUGAUGCUUUUAGCACAAAUUAUUAUGAAUGUAUAUUUUGCUAUAAUAGUAUAGUGAUUAGGGUAAUAAUGUGAUAUAUUGUUAAUAAAUUAAUAUUCAAAAUACA